UAGAUAUUCCGCUAGUCUAAUCAGAAUUCCGAGGCGUUAUGCAACGUCAUCGCGCAUUGCAGGGCUCCAGAAUUUAACUCCAACGAUUGCAUUUAACCAGUGAUAUUUCCUUAUUGUUACAUUUAAGAUCAGACAUAAAACACACAGACAGGCAAAAUGCUACGCAGCUGCCGAAUAACCCUCUCGGCCGCCAAGAGAAGUAUCCGGGAUCAGUUCCAGUUGCAAGUCAUUCGCCACCAACAAACCGCCAGCAGCAUGGACAAAUUCGAUCUGCCCAAAAGAUUGCAGGGCAGCACGCCCAGCGUCUGGAACGAGUACAUUGCCCUGGCCAUGCAGUACAAGCCAUUGAACCUGGGCCAGGGAUUUCCUGAUGAUGCCGCUCCGGAAUACGUCACCCAUUCAUUGGCGGAUAUUUCCAAGGACGAGAAUCCGCUCCUGCAUCAGUACACCCGAGGCUACGGCCACGUCCGCCUGGUCAAUGCCCUUUCAAAGCUGUACAGCGGUUUGGUCGGCAAGGAGCUAAAUCCCCUCACCGAUAUUCUGAUUACUUCCGGUGCGUACGAGGCUCUCUACUCCACCAUAAUGGGACAUGUGGACGUGGGCGAUGAGGUGAUCAUCAUAGAACCCUUUUUCGAUUGUUACGAGCCAAUGGUUAAGAUGGCUGGUGGAGUGGCCCGCUUUGUGCCCCUGAAGCCGCGCAAGACAGAGGGUACAAUCAGCUCUGCUGACUGGGUUCUUGACGACGCCGAAUUCGAGAGUCUUUUCAACUCGAAAACCAAAAUGAUCAUCCUGAACACACCCCACAAUCCCAUCGGAAAGGUCUUCAACCGCCAGGAGCUGGAGAGGAUAGCUGAGCUGUGCUGCAAGUGGAACGUGCUGUGUGUCUCGGACGAGGUUUAUGAGUGGCUGGUUUUCGACGGAGCGGAGCACAUCCGCAUAUGCACGCUUCCGGGCAUGUGGGACCGCACCAUUACUUUGGGUUCGGCAGGGAAGACCUUCUCUGUGACUGGCUGGAAAAUCGGAUGGGCCUACGGACCCGCUCAGUUGAUCCGCAACCUGCAGAUGGUGCACCAGAACUCGGUCUACACCUGUCCGACGCCCCUGCAGGAGGGAGUGGCGCGUAGUUUCGAAGUGGAACUGGCUCGUCUGGGUCAACCGGAAAGCUACUUCCUUAGCCUGCCGCGGGAGCUGAAGGAGAAGCGGGACUAUAUGGCCAAGUUCCUUUCCGAAGCCGGCAUGCGUCCCACCAUUCCAGAGGGCGGCUACUUUAUGCUGGCAGACUGGACCCCUCUUUCGAGCAAAGUAGAUUUGAGUUCAGAGCCGGACAAGCACAGGGACUACAAAUUUACCAAGUGGAUGACGAAGAACAUGGGCCUGCAGGGCAUUCCGCCCAGCGCCUUUUACAGCGAACCCAAUAAGCAUUUUGGCGAAGACUUUGUGCGCUACUGCUUCAUCAAGAAGCAGGAGAACCUGGACAAGGCGGCCGAACUGCUCGCCAAGUGGAAAUAGUCGCCGGACAAUAAACGAAUUUGAUUUAAA
Drosophila ficusphila is the source of this 1539-nucleotide messenger RNA. RefSeq names its product kynurenine aminotransferase (gene Kyat). Gene Ontology annotation, cellular component: mitochondrion; cytoplasm. The record is from RefSeq and is a predicted model, not a curated record. NCBI's taxonomy places the organism in Eukaryota, Metazoa, Arthropoda, Insecta, Diptera, Drosophilidae. Gene Ontology annotation, biological process: biosynthetic process. The coding region runs from base 157 to 1509 and encodes 450 amino acids. The transcript has 3 exons. Gene Ontology annotation, molecular function: pyridoxal phosphate binding; L-kynurenine:2-oxoglutarate transaminase activity.